CCUGGGGACACACUUGGAUGGAGGCAAUUAAGAUGCCUGUCAGGCAUUUGAUACCAGAAGCCCCUAUGCAAACCUCUAAAUCAUAUGCCAGGGCUACAUCUUAUUGUCAGUGAAUGAUGGCGGAACUGGGUGGCUUGUCAUCAUUCUCGAAAAUUCUGAGGCUAGUGAGCUCUCUCACCCUCUCCCACUCGCCUUAUUUUCCUUUUCGCCACUGCGGGGACUUUUUCUAAUUUGCAGCUUCCCUUUCCCCAACACACACAGACAGGAGCUGGUGGCUUGCAGACUGCGUCUGUCUGGAACUAGAGAGCCUGAGCCAGCCCGCGGAGAUAAUGCUAGGGGAGAAGGAUUCUGCAGCAGUUCUCAAAGGCUAGACUUGGGUGGUAUCGCUGCAUAUGCUCUGGUUCUUCAGCUUGUUGUCUCUAACCGAGGAAACAUUGAUUGGAAACUACUCAUUCAGAAAAGUAAAAGAAAGAAACCAGAACAUAUUAUCAACCCUUUGAGAACACAAUAUAACAAACUUUACCAUUUUACUACUUCUUUGAAUAGGAGAAGCCACAGGACGUUGAAGAAUGGCAGAUGAUCGGAAAGAUGAAGCAAAGGCGCCUCACUGGACCUCAGCUCAACUAACAGAGGCAUCCGCCCACCCACAUCCACCUGAGAUCAAGGAUCAAGGUGGGGCAGGGGAAGGACUUGUCAGAAGCGCCAAUGGAUUCCCGUACAGGGAGGAUGAAGAGGGCGCCUUUGGAGAACAUGGGUCACAGGACACCUACUCAAAUACCAAAGAGAAUGGGAUCAAUGGAGAGCUGACCUCAGCUGACAGAGAAACAGCAGAGGAGGUGUCUGCAAGGAUAGUUCAAGUAGUCACGGCGGAAGCUGUAGCAGUUCUGAAAGGUGAACAAGAGAAAGAAGCUCAGCAUAAAGAUCAGCCUGCAGCUCUGCCUUUAGCAGCUGAAGAGACAGCUAAUCUGCCUCCUUCUCCACCCCCAUCACCAGCCUCAGAACAGACUGUCACAGUGGAGGAAGAAGAAGAAAUGCUAGCGAGUCCAAUGGCCGAGGAAGAGAAACCUGCCACUCUUCCUGGGAAAGAGUGUGAGGCUGCCAAGGCCUCAGACCAGCCCAAGGGCCUCAGUGAGGGCCAAGUGGAGUCUAGUGCGGAGGCCCAAAUAGCUCCUGAAGAGAGCGCCCCAGCAGGGACCCCACAGGAGAAAAGUAUAAAAGAGGUCGCGGAGGUGUCUCCAGAAGUAAAAACCCCUUCCUCUGCCGGGGAAGGUUUGCUUACAGCCUUGAAGAUGGAGUUUCAUGAUCAACAGGAAUUGACUCCCUCUCCAGCCGAGCCAUUAGACAAGGAGGAAAAGGAGUCAGAGGAAGAAAGUAAGCCUGGUGAAGACCUUAAACAUGCUGCCUUAGUUUCUCAGCCUGAGACAACUAAAACUUCCCCUGAUAAAAAGGACAUGCAAGACACAGAAGAAGAAAAAGUACCUCCCACUCUGUUUGGGCAUACUCUGGGUGCCAGCCUAGAAGACACAAAACAGAAGACAGAACCAAGCCUAGUGGUACCUGGUAUUGGCCUUCCCACAGAGCCUUCAGCUGCAAAAGAGCAAAAGGACUGGUUCAUCCAAAUGCCAAUAGAAGCAAAAAAGGACGAGUGGGGUUUAGUUGCUCCGGUAUCUCCUGGCCCCCUAACACCCAUGAAGGAAAAAGAUGUACUUGAGGACAUCCCAAAAUGGGAAGGGAAACAAUUUGAUUCUCCCAUGCCAAGUCCCUUUCAGGGUGGAAGCUUCACUCUUCCUUUUGAUGUCACAAAGAAUGACAUUGUUGCAGCAGCAUCACCCUUUGCCCCCGCCCUAUUACAGCCAGAUGACAAAAAAUCUUUGGAAGAAACUGGUAGCCCAGCAACUGCCAAAGAUAGUUCUAAAGUUGAAGAGCCCCAUAUGGAUCAACCUGACAAAAUGGCAGAAGCACCAGCCUCAGAGGCAGUUACAUCACCCAAAGAUGCUCACAUUUCGAUUGUGGAAGACUAUGUUCCGGAGAAAGGUUUAGGAGAAGAGAAAGGGGCAAUAAAGCAAGAGAGUGUGCAGAUAAAAGAGACCCCCACCUUCAGUGAGCAGGAAUCUAUGCUUACUGAAAAGGAACCUCACCUAAAGCUUGAAGAACAAACAACCAUUUCUGACGAAGAAGCUGUGUCAAAAGAGAGUGAAGCCCCAAAAUUGACAGAUGAAGAAACAGGUGUAAUUCAGCCCUCCACAGAGCACACUUACUCCAAAGAAGAACCGAAAGGCCAGGAGCUUCCCACAGAUAUAUUAAAACAGGACUCAUUCCCUGUAAGUUUGGAGCAAGCAGUUACCGAUUCAGCCGUGACCUCUAAGACACCAGAAAAAGUCAUGACUGAACCAGCUGCACUAAGUGAAAAGAGUGCCACCCAGGAGCUUUUUGAAGAAAAAGUUGCUGACAAAGAUAAUGUUGAAGGAGUUGGAGCUGUAACAUCAGCUGAGCUUGACAUGCCAUUUUAUGAAGAUAAGUCAGGAAUGUCCAAGUACUUUGAAACAUCUGCCUUGAAAGAAGAAGUGACAAAAAGUAUCCAGCCAGGCAGUGAUUACUAUGAACUGAGUGACACAAGAGAAGGUGCCCAAGAGUCUUUUGAUACCGUAUCUUCCAUGUAUAAAAAUGGCGACAAGGCACUUAUGGCAGAGAAAGACUCCCAGCCCAGUGCUGUAGCACAAGAAGGAGGCUACAGCACUCUUGCACAGAGUUAUCCAUCUGACUUACCUGAAGAACCCAUUUCUCCUCAAGAAAGAAUGUUCACUAUUGAUCCAAAAGUGUAUGGGGAGAAAAGGGAUCUCCACAGUAAGAAUAAGGAUGAUUUGACACUGAGCAGAAGUUUAGGACUUGGUGGUAGGUCUGCAAUAGAGCAAAGAAGCAUGUCAAUCAAUUUGCCCAUGUCUUGCCUGGAUUCCAUAGCCCUUGGAUUUAACUUUGGUCGGGGGCAUGAUCUUUCUCCCCUUGCUUCUGAUAUUCUAACCAACACUAGUGGAAGUAUGGACGAAGGAGAUGAUUACCUUCCAGCCACGACACCUGCAGUGGACAAAGCCCCUUGCUUCCCAACAGAAAGCAAAGAAGAAAAAGAACAGAUAAAGGGGGAAAAAGCUACUGGAGAGGAAAACACCCAAGCCGAGCCAUCGUGUGAGUCACCUUUCCUAGCCAAAGAUUAUUACAAAAAUGGUACUGUCAUGGCACCUGACCUGCCUGAGAUGCUAGACCUGGCAGGCACAAGGUCAAGAUUAGCUUCCAUGAGUGCAGAUGCCGAGGUUGCCAGGAGAAAAUCAGUCCCAUCAGAGACUGUGGUGGAGGAGAGUAGUACUGGCUUCCCCCCUGUCACUGAUGAAAACCACGUCAUUGUUAAAACUGACAGUCAGCUCGAAGACCUGGGCUACUGUGUGUUCAAUAAAUACACAGUCCCACUCCCAUCACCUGUUCAAGACAGUGAGAAUUUAUCUGGGGAGAGUGGUUCCUUUUAUGAAGGCACUGAUGAUAAAGCACGAAGAGAUUUGGUCACGGAUCUUUCAUUGAUUGAAGUCAAACUGGCAGCUGCUGGAAGAGUCAAAGAUGAACUCAGUGCUGAGAAAGAAGCAUCCCCGCCUAUCUCUGGUGACAAAUCAGGACUGAGUAGGGAGUUUGAUCAGGAGAAGAAAGCGAAUGAUAAGCUGGAUACUUUACUAGAAAAAAGUGAAGAACAUGCCGAUUCAAAAGAACAUGCCAAGGAAACAGAAGAGGCUGGUGAUAAAGUUGAAACUUUUGGAUUAGGAGUAACCCAUGAGCAAGCUUCAGCCAAAGAACUGACAGCCUCAAAAGAUGCAUCACCUCUCACGGCUGAGAAAGCAGAGAAAGGUCUUAGUUCCGUGCCAGAGGUAGCUGAAGUAGAACCAUCCCAAAAAGCUGAACCAGAGCUGGAUUUUGCUGCAAAGAAAGCUGACCAGGGUCAGUUAGAUGUUAAAAUCAGUGACUUUGGACAGAUGGCCUCAGGGCUACACAUAGAUGCUGGAAAGGCAGCAGAGCUUAAACUCAAGGCUACCCAGGACCUCGCCCCCUCAUCCACAGCACCUCAGGAGGCAGAUGCGUUUAUGGGUGUUGAGUCUGGCCACGUGAAAGAAGGCACAAAAGUUAGUGAAACAGAAGUCAAGGAGAAGGUGGCCAAGCCUGACCUGGUGCACCAGGAGGCUGUAGACAAAGAGGAGUCCUAUGAGUCCAGCGGUGAGCAUGAAAGCCUCACCAUGGAGUCCUUGAAAGCUGAUGAGGGCAAGAAGGAAAUUUCCCCAGAAUCUUCUCUAAUUCAAGACGAGAUUGCCAUCAAAUUGUCUGUGGAAAUACCCUGUGCACCUGCUGUUUCAGAGGCUGAUUUAGCCGCAGAUGAGAGAGCUGACGUCCAGAUGGAACUUAUUCAGCUGCCAAAAGAAGAAAACAAGGAGACCCCAGAUAUAUCUAUCACACCCUCUGAUGUUACAGAACCGUUGCCUGAAGCCACUGGAGCUGAACCAGCAGAGGCUGAGAAUGAGGAAGAAGAGAUAGAAGCCCGGGGAGAUUAUGAUAAACUGCUCUUCCGCUCAGACACCCUUCAGAUUACUGACCUGGGUGUCCCAGGUGUCAGGGAGGAAUUUGUGGAGACCUGCCCUGGUGAACACAAGGGAGUGAUUGAGUCCGUUGUAACCAUCGAGGAUGAUUUCAUCACUGUCGUGCAAACCACAACUGAUGAGGGGGAGUCGGGUUCCCACAGUGUGCGUUUUGCAGCCUUAGAGCAGCCUGAGGUAGAAAGGAGACCAUCCCCCCGUGCUGAAGAAGAGCUUGAAGUAGAAGAGGCAGCUGAAGCCCAGGCUGAACCCAAGGAUGGCUCCCCAGAAGCUCCGGCUUCCCCUGAGAGAGAAGAGGUUGGGCUCUCAGAAUAUAAGACAGAAACCUAUGACGAUUACAAAGACGAGACCACCAUUGAUGACUCCAUCAUGGAUGCUGACAGCCUCUGGGUGGACACUCAAGAUGAUGAUAGGAGCAUCAUGACAGAACAGUUAGAAACUAUUCCUAAAGAGGAGAAAGCUGAAAAGGAAGCUCGGAGACCAUCUCUUGAGAAACAUAGAAAAGAAAAGCCUUUUAAAACCGGGAGAGGCAGAAUUUCCACUCCUGAAAGAAAAAUAGCUAAAAAGGAACCUAGCACAGUCUCCAGAGAUGAAGUGAGAAGGAAAAAAGCAGUUUAUAAGAAGGCUGAACUUGCUAAAAAAACAGAAGUUCAGGCCCACUCUCCCUCCAGGAAAUUCAUUUUAAAACCUGCUAUCAAAUAUACUAGACCAACUCAUCUCUCCUGUGUUAAGCGGAAAACGACAGCAGCAGGUGCUGAAUCAGCUCAGGCUCCCAGUGUAUUUAAACAGGCAAAGGACAAAGUGUCUGAUGGAGUAACCAAGAGCCCAGAAAAGCGCUCUUCUCUGCCGAGACCGUCCUCCAUUCUUCCUCCUCGCCGAGGCGUAUCAGGAGACAGAGAUGAGAACUCCUUCUCUCUCAACAGUUCUAUCUCCUCUUCUGCACGGCGGACCACUAGGUCAGAGCCAAUUCGCAGAGCAGGAAAAAGUGGCACUUCAACACCCACUACCCCCGGAUCAACCGCCAUCACUCCUGGUACCCCACCAAGCUAUUCUUCACGCACACCAGGCACUCCUGGAACCCCUAGCUAUCCCAGGACCCCUCACACACCAGGAACCCCCAAGUCUGCCAUCUUGGUGCCCAGUGAGAAGAAAGUUGCCAUUAUACGUACGCCUCCAAAAUCUCCUGCUACUCCCAAGCAACUUCGGCUUAUCAACCAACCACUGCCAGACCUGAAGAAUGUCAAAUCCAAAAUUGGAUCGACAGAGAACAUCAAAUACCAGCCUAAAGGGGGGCAGGUACAGAUUGUCACCAAGAAGAUAGACCUAAGCCACGUGACAUCCAAAUGCGGCUCUCUGAAAAACAUCCGCCACAGGCCAGGCGGUGGGCGUGUGAAAAUUGAGAGUGUGAAACUGGAUUUCAAAGAAAAGGCCCAAGCUAAAGUUGGUUCACUUGACAAUGCUCACCACGUACCUGGAGGUGGUAAUGUCAAGAUUGACAGCCAAAAGUUGAACUUCAGAGAGCAUGCUAAGGCCCGUGUGGACCACGGGGCUGAGAUCAUUACGCAGUCCCCAGGCAGAUCCAGCGUGGCAUCCCCCCGACGACUCAGCAACGUCUCCUCUUCUGGAAGCAUCAACCUGCUCGAAUCCCCCCAGCUUGCCACCCUGGCCGAGGAUGUCACUGCCGCACUCGCUAAGCAGGGCUUGUGAAUAUUUCUCGUUUAGCAUUGAAGUAAUACUAUUUAGGCAUGAGCUCUUGGCAGGAGUGGGCUCUGAGCAGGUGUUAUAUUCAUUCUUUACAAACCAUAAAAUAAAUAAUCUCAUUCCCAAACUGUAGUAACUGUUACAAUUUUAUAUUAAAAAAAGAAUAGUAUAUGCAGAAAUUGACUUGAUUUCCAUUUGUAAAAGGAAGAUACUGGCUUUACAUGAGUACAAUUGGACAAUUAUUUUUGCUCUGCUCUGUUUUGCAUGGAGUAAUAUUAUUUUAAAAAUUGCAUUUCUACCUUUCAUGUGCCUGAAGGCUAUCCACUACAUCCUGAAAGGCCUUGUUAAAAUCCAAGCUGCUCAUUUCACUAUUUUGUUGCUGGGUGAAAAGAUAAAAAGCUGCCCAUUGUAACUUAUUACAGGUUAAAUUAAAUCAAGGAGUCUGAUUGCAGGAAGGGAAGAGCAUGUAAGAAAUAAGUUUUUUUUAAAGCGUUAUUUUGUAUAAAUGGGAAGAAAGAUUCAAUUAAGUUAUUAACAUUUGGGACCUGGAUAAUUAUAUCAGAGUAUAAGUCGAUCCAAUAAAUUAUUUAACUAAUUAAGAAAUAGUUACGACGCAUUUGAGCUGUGGUUGAGGAAGUGGUAUAAAGUGCAUCUCUUAGGAAUGAAGCACUUUCAUUAGGGUGGACUCGUGUCUGAUUAGAACGUUGGUUGAUCAGCUAGAUUUGUGUACACAGUACCAGUUUCACACCCCUUUUCCAUCUGUUUGAUACGGUAUUAUAGAUAUAAAUAUAUAUAUAUUUCUCUGUGGCCAUUUGUGAUACUUCCUCAUAUACUUGAAUAUUAUACUUCCUUAUUCACAGCAUCUGUGUCUCCUGCACCCUUCGGUGUUGCAGUUUUAGGUAUGUGAAAGUAGGUGUUAGCAGGGUUCUUUCCCUAUUAAAAAAAAGUUGAAAAAGACAAAAAGUUUUAGCAUGAAGUUGCUUUCUGUAACAACUCAAAGCUGUAACCCUGUUUUAGUGCCAGAUACAAGUCUCUCCCGUGAUGCUAGAAAAAAUUUGUUUUUCUUUGCUUUCACCAACAUGGAGUUUGUGGGGGUGGGUCCAGUUAUACAUAAAAGGGUUUACAGAUUGUUGGUGUAAGAUUAUGGAUUUAUCUUAUUUUGAAUCACAGGAUAGUUUGGGUUUUAUUCCUGUAAUCAUUCAUGAAACAGACUUCUUAAGAUUUCUUUUUCUUUUUUUUUUCCAUUUGCUAAAGUUGAAACUAACAGUGGGAUUUGGGGGCAUGUUAUCCCAUUCUUCCAAAUAGUACCUGUUUAUUAAAUUAUCUGAUAGAAAAUGUUUGACCUCCAUACCCAAAGAUCCCUUGAUCAGAAGGGGAAAAUACAGGAUUUUGAGAAGCUAUAGCUAUAAAAUAUUGGAGAUGCAGAUAUCUAAAUCAGUUUUUUCAUAACUCCAACAUUGUACUCUGUAAAGGAACACUAUUAUGUAUCAGUAGAUAAUACCAUUCUGACUUUAGAUACGGUCUAGAAAUCACAAAUCAAUUAAUUCACUUUACAAAUCAUUCAUCUUAGAUUUAUGAAUAAGCAAUGAAAUAGUCAAUAGCCUGAAUAAGGCAGUGGGUUACCAGGCUAGAUGGAUGCUUUCUAGUAUUUUUAUCUGUUCUUUUUCUUGCUCAGGGAUGGUAGGCUGGAUCUGAACAGUUAAAGGCAAAUGGUCCAGUAGGCGUUUGAUUCCUUUGAGCCAAAUCAAUUCUCGAAUAUAAAGGAAAAAAUGAUGAAUAUGGACUGAGGCAACAAGCUAGUAUAGUAGCAUCUAAGAAAGAAGCCAAGGGAUGCAAAGACAGAGAGGCGGGUGCCAUUUUGUGACCCAUUGGAAAUUACAACCAAUGCGGCUUCCAUAAAAGGAACUCUAGGAGCAAAAGUGCACCAUUCAUUCUCAACUAAGAGGUUUUACGUAGGCAAACGUUUCUGAAACUAUUUAUAGAUCAGUUAUUUUAUAGGACAACGAUUUAGAAAUGACUGAUUAGGACUGUGCAUGUGUCUGUUUUCUGCCUAAUUAUUGCUGUGAGGUUUGAUUUGUCCCAUCUGGGCAUUUUAUUCAGCAGCUUCCCUUGAAAUGCACCAGAAUACAGGAGAAGAAAGAAUAGGAGUGUGGAGACUUAACAGUAUUUUCUUAUGUGUUUGGUAGUGUUAGAUAGUGAUUAAAGCUGAAGUUAACAGCUGGUUAGAACAGUUUUAACCUCUGAAACAAGUAUUUUUUUUCAACCUGGUUUAAAUUUUUUAUAAGCAUUAAGAAUAAGUAAACAUGACCUACAUAUCAAAAUUGUUUCUUACAAAUACACGUCUAAAAUAAAGAUUAUAUAAAGUACCAAGUUAUAAGAUUUGGCAUUAAAACAAAUGUUUACUUCAAAUCACAGCAAAAUUAUAAUGAAUAAAUGCCCUUGCUUUGUAUGGAAAUACAAAUUCUUUAUAAAAAGUUAACAAAAUGAACCUGAUAAUUUGUACAAGUAGAAGAAAGAAACACAGGCUACAUGUCUUCUUAUGGGGAUAAGGGGUGGAACCCAUCUUGCCUUUACACUUAAGAUUAACGACACAAAUUAAGCUUUUUGAACACCACUCUUGUGGGGACAUCCAUACGCUGAUCUAGAAAUUAAGGCUUCAUAGUUCCAAUUCUAGAUCUAUUAAUGCCAGUUUCUCUCUGGCUUUAGCCUUUGAGAACCUGUUUAAGGAAACAUAAGUAAUCCAGAGCUGUGAAGAGUUAAAAGGCCCACUCACUCUCUCUGGGUCACCUGCAACCAAUAAUUGGGUACUUUACAAUGAUGCAGGAGAGAUCCGAGUUCAUGAUGAGUCUCAAAGGCCAUGUUCAUUUAGGAACCAACUCUCUCUGGAUUCUCCUGCUGAGUUCCAGCAGGGUGAUGGGCUAAAAUCCCACCCACAAGCAAGACACCUGUGUAACACUAACUAGGUAUAGCUGAAGAAGGCUGAAGAGAGAACUUGGUUAAAUGGAAAAAUGUACUUGAUGGUAGCUGACCUUCUCCACACACUCAUAUAGUUAUAGAGCAGGAAAUGGGAUCAUCAGCCAAAAUAUGUCAAUAUUAUUAAAGAAAUAAUCUCAAUGUGGUUGAUUCUGACAUAGCUGCAAGUAUAGUAUUUUCUCCUAUUUUUCAUGCCACAGAAAGCAGGAAAAUAAACUAUUCAUGGUCUAAGUGGCCAGAAAAGAUAGAUCCAUGGCUUGGAAAGGCAAAUUCUAGACAUUCCUUCAAAGACUGAUGUGCUAAAAUUAGCAUUGAUGUUUGUUUUUUAACACCUAGGAUUUUUAGCCUGGGUAUGUAGGUUGAGGCCAAGUCCCUAGCAGGAAAAAGCUUAUUUUUAGACUCCUAAAAUGUCAAUCAUGAAAGAUCUACUUCAACUUUAGCAAAAAGAAAAAAAAAUCAACAAAAAGUAUACUCUGUAUGCUGGGAUUCCAAGGUUCCAACAUGCCGCUACAAAUCUGUGGGGGGUUUCUUUCUUCUGAUAAUUCUAGAGCCUGUUACCAUAGAAAGGCAUUUCUUCAAUGGCUGGUUGUAGUUAGUUCAUGUUUUUCAAGCAAAAUUUGCAAAUGUAUUUGUUGCUGUAUAGUGAUUGUUUUGCAAAAUAAAGUUGCUUGUCACCUAACUGAUA
Delphinapterus leucas (beluga whale) is the source of this 9981-nucleotide messenger RNA. The record is from RefSeq and is a predicted model, not a curated record. NCBI's taxonomy places the organism in Eukaryota, Metazoa, Chordata, Mammalia, Artiodactyla, Monodontidae.